AUUCCAAAAGUCAUUUAUAAUUUUGAGCACCUCUUUUUUAAAUUCAAAUCUUUUUUCCAACAAAUUUACACAAUGCUUUUGGCGACUCUACGCACGAAAUUCACAAUUACAAAUGUAGCCGCCGCUGCUGCUGGUCGCCAGUUCCCUACAACUUCGCGGCCGGACGGACUGCGUCUUUUGCACCAGACUCAUGCCAGGCAUUCGAUCCCGCAGUUCGAUGCGAACAACCCAACGCUGCGCAAAAUCCAAGAAAACGCACGAGUAAUGACAGCAAUGACAGGAGCAAUCCAGCUCUUACAGAAAAAGGGAUUCGUUGAUCCGCACAACCCAAAGCCCCCCUCGUUCAUGAAGCUGAUGCAAAUGAUGAGCGACACAGAGAUUAAGAAGACCUUUACGGAUAUGCAGACUGUGCUGAAAGAAGAGGGAAUUAGCUUUUCGCCGGCGGAUUUGUCCGCGUUUAUGAACUCUGGAACUAUGAGCGGUGAUGGGAUCAAGACGAACGAGGCAGAGCCCAAUGAUAAUAACAAUAAGGAUGCUGGUCUACUGAAGCGUAUUUCAAACACUUUUAAAGCCCGGACUUAAAAAUAAACUGAUGGUAAUUUAUUGCAUUUUUUCUCUAAAAUUAAUUGACAGUGAACUCGAUGAGUAAACGCGCC
Kickxella alabastrina is the source of this 656-nucleotide messenger RNA. RefSeq lists its product as uncharacterized. Bases 73 to 582 code for a protein of 169 amino acids. NCBI's taxonomy places the organism in Eukaryota, Fungi, Kickxellomycota, Kickxellomycetes, Kickxellales, Kickxellaceae. The record is from RefSeq and is a predicted model, not a curated record. The transcript has a single exon.